ACAAGAAGUUUAAUGACGUAAAUUAACUCACGUCCAACCAUUACCUGACAAGAGCUAGUUGGUAGAGAGGCACGCAGUAGUAUCGCGAGCGCGGCCGGAAGAGCGCGCGAUCGCUGGCGCACGCGCACGAUACGAACCGCGCCCGCGAAGUCUGACCAGCAUUCAAACAGCGACGACCGCGUAACAGCAACUCCAAUAUCUACCACGAUACCUGCAGAAUACUUCAGAUAACAAAAGAUAUCCGGAGGCCGCGUUCCCGCGGUUUUUAUAGAAACUUGUGCCUGCAAAACAUUAGCUUACUCAAUAUUCGCACACAUAAGAAUGCCGAGAUUGCACACCCCUCCCCAUGAACGACCGAAAACGAUAAUGGAAAAAUGUGAUGGGUUUACUAUUGUGGAUGUCAACAUAAGCGAUAAGCCUGAUAAAGAUGUAAACAAUAUGAAAGAUCAUAGAGAUAUAAACGAGGAUCAAAAUAAAAACACUAAAUCGCCAUUUACUGUCAUAAAAAUUCAACGCGAGCGAGGCGAGCGCGACUACAUCGGCUUCGCGACGUUACCGGAGCAGGUGCAUCGCAAGUCGGUGAAGCGCGGGUUCGACUUCACACUCAUGGUGGUCGGCGAGUCGGGCCUCGGCAAGUCCACGCUCAUCAACAGCCUGUUCCUCGGAGAUCUCUACAAAAACAGAAAAAUACUCGAUGCGCAAGAUAGAAUAGAAAAGACCACAUCUAUAGAGAAGAAGACGAUGGAAAUUGAGGAGCGCGGGGUGAAGUUGCGCCUGACGAUAGUGGACACGCCGGGCUUCGGCGACGCCAUCAACUGUGAGGACUCGUGGCGCGUGUGCUCCGCCUACAUCGAUGAGCAGUUCCGCCAGUACUUCACCGACGAAAGCGGCCUCAACCGACGGCACAUGCAGGACAAUAGGGUCCACUGUUGCCUCUACUUCGUCCCGCCCUGGGCUCACAGUUUGAGGCAAGUAGAUUUGGAAAUGAUGAAGCGGCUCCAUCGCAAGGUGAACAUUGUGGUAGUGAUCGCUAAAGCAGACUCCCUCACUGCCGCCGAGGUGAAACGACUCAAAGCGCGCAUACUAUCAGACCUAGAAGAACACCAAAUUCAGGUAUAUCAGUUUCCCGAGUGCGACAGCGAUGAGGAUGAAGAGUUCAAGCAACAGGACCGCGAGCUGAAGGCGGCGGCACCGUUUGCGGUGGUGGCCGCCGACACCGUGCUGGAGGUGGGCGGCAGGCGCGUGCGCGGCCGACAGUACCCCUGGGGCAUCGUGGACGUGGAAAACCCCCGCCACUCUGACUUCACGAAGCUGCGCACGAUGCUGAUAUCAACGCACAUGCAGGACCUGAAGGACGUCACGCAGGACGUGCACUACGAGAACUUCCGCGCGCAGUGCAUCUCGCAGAUAUCGCAGCACGCAAUGAGGGAACGAGGGAAACUGAAGCGAGAUUCGAUGGGUAAUAACAAUGAGGUAGUGAUCACAGACACGGACCGCCUGCUUCUACAGAAGGACGAAGAAAUACGUCGUAUGCAAGACAUGUUAACACAAAUGCAAGAGAAACUCAAGGCUUCCGACAAAAAACACGACAGUAUUAUAGACGUAUAGAAUAGACUGCAUUAAAUAGAUUAACGUUACACAAGACAAGACACACGUCGUUAGUUGUAAUAAAAACAAAUAAUAAAAACCUCUUUAGAAAAAUUUGAUGAAUUUAGAUUUUUGAUACUUAUGUUAUAUUUGUUAUAAUAACUAAUAUAAAUUCUUAACAUAACUAAACGCCGCUGCAAAAUAUUAACACGUCUUAUAGAAUCAAUUUAGUAUUACAGAUAUAAUUAAGCUGUUUAAUGUACUAUGGUUGUAUUGUAACGACAAACAAUAACAAUCAGAUUUACACGCAAAUGAAUGAAUUAAGUAUAAAAUUCUUCCGUAUGUAUGAUUAUUGAUUAUGGAGUAAUAACAGCACAUCUGUAUUCUAAAUUAGUCUUUAGAAUAUAAAAUCAUGGUCGCGGUGCAAAUACCUAUUUAUGAAAAACUGCUCAUUCAUUGUAGUCAGUAUAAUUCUGUUUUUUUAUUCAUUGAAAAAAGCAUUGUCUACCAUAAAUAGUUUUAGACCGACUAAGUUAUUACUUAACUUGUCGAGAAUUGUAAUAACAUUGCCAGAAAGAAGUAUCAAAUGAAACCAGAGGCCGUAGUUUAUGAACUCUCUAAAACGGGAUGCAACUCCAGUUAUCGUAUGAUGUCUCGCUCUAACAACGGAACUUACCUGGCGGUUCGAGAUCAUAAGAACGGUUUCAGAUUAGCGUUUUACAUACGCAUAUAAGCUCGUAUUCGGAAGCGCGUAGGUAUAGGCGCAACUUUUGCCACACGCGCAACUCGUGUCGUGUGAGGCGGGUCGUUAUGUUCCCUAAAAUAUGGUUGAGCGAAGCGAUGGCUGGUUAUUGCGUCAUGCUCGUGAACGAGUGCUGCCAGCGGAGAUGAGUCUGCCCUAACUACUUUAAUAUUUAAGAUGUAAAUUUUUACUUACACCUAUUAUAAAUAACUCUAUUUGUAUUUAUACUGUGUGACACAACAAUCUAAAUGCUGGUGAACAAUUAAUGUAUAAUUUCACAUUAUGUAAUGCAAGGUGACUUC
Chilo suppressalis (striped riceborer) is the source of this 2631-nucleotide messenger RNA. The record is from the annotation of a GenBank genome assembly. Lineage: Eukaryota; Metazoa; Arthropoda; Insecta; Lepidoptera; Crambidae.